Syngnathoides biaculeatus (alligator pipefish) is the source of this 8384-nucleotide messenger RNA. It is a transcript of the gene kif1aa, whose product is annotated as kinesin family member 1Aa. Lineage: Eukaryota; Metazoa; Chordata; Actinopteri; Syngnathiformes; Syngnathidae. The transcript is spliced from 48 exons. Bases 363 to 5717 code for a protein of 1784 amino acids. Gene Ontology annotation, biological process: microtubule-based movement. Gene Ontology annotation, molecular function: ATP binding; microtubule motor activity; microtubule binding. The record is from RefSeq and is a predicted model, not a curated record.
CGCUCUUCCCUCUGACGUGUCUCCCUCCCUCUCCUCGCGCCGCAUCGAUGCCGUUACCUCCCUCGGCGGUGACGACACCGCCCGCUGGUUCGGGUACAGCAUCCUCCUCCGAACGCGACCAUUUUGGACUCCGCCGUCCAGACCCAGCCCCAAGCCGCCCGUCAGCGGCCCCACACGGCCACCGCCUUACCCGGGUCGAUAGAGGACACCGAGUCCUUCUGUCUUGAUGGAGGCGGGAAGGCUCUGAUUAAAAAGGCGACGGAGCGCCACACGACACACUGCUAACAUCACAGCUGCGGUGGUCCAGUCGAGCCGGCAAGCGAAGAGCGGGCACCCCGAGGUGCUAAGCAAGGCAGCGCACCAUGGCGGGGGCCUCUGUGAAGGUGGCGGUCCGAGUCCGCCCUUUCAACUCCAGGGAGAUGAGCAAAGAGAGCAAAUGCAUCAUUCAGAUGUCAGGAAACACAACGACCAUCAUCAACCCCAAGCAGGCUAAAGACAACAAGAGUUUCAACUUUGAUUACUCUUACUGGUCGCACACCUCGCCGGCGGACGUGAACUACGCGUCUCAGAUGCUCGUCUACAAGGACAUCGGCGAGGAAAUGCUGCUGCACGCCUUCGAGGGUUACAACGUCUGCAUCUUUGCGUACGGACAGACGGGCGCCGGGAAGUCCUACACCAUGAUGGGCAAGCAGGAUGUCAAAGACCAGCAGGGCAUCAUCCCGCUGCUAUGUGAGGACCUCUUCACCAAAAUCAAUGACAACACAGACAACAGCAUGUCUUACUCUGUGGAGGUGAGCUACAUGGAGAUCUACUGCGAGCGCGUGCGCGACCUCCUCAACCCCAAGAACAAAGGCAACCUGCGGGUGCGCGAACAUCCUCUGAUGGGUCCCUACGUGGAGGACCUGUCUAAGUUGGCGGUCACCUCCUACAACGACAUACAGGACCUGAUGGACUCUGGGAACAAGGCCAGGACGGUGGCUGCUACCAACAUGAACGAGACCAGCAGUCGCUCACACGCCGUUUUCAACAUCAUCUUUACGCAGAAACGCCACGACGCUGACACAGACAAUACCUCUGAGAAGGUGAGUAAAAUCAGUUUGGUGGAUUUGGCGGGCAGCGAGAGAGCCGAUUCCACCGGAGCCAAAGGGACCAGACUGAAGGAAGGAGCCAACAUCAACAAAUCUCUAACCACGCUGGGAAAAGUCAUCUCCGCUUUGGCAGAAGUGGACUCUGGACCAAACAAGAACAAAAAGAAGAAGAAAGUGGAAAGUUUCAUUCCUUAUCGAGAUUCAGUGCUGACUUGGCUGCUCCGAGAAAAUCUCGGCGGCAACUCUCGCACUGCCAUGGUGGCUGCGCUCAGCCCGGCUGACAUCAACUACGACGAGACCCUCAGCACGCUCAGGUACGCUGACCGCGCGAAGCAGAUCCGCUGCAACGCCGUCAUCAACGAGGACCCCAACAACCGGCUGGUGCGCGAGCUGAAGGAGGAGGUGUCGCGUCUCAAAGACCUGCUCUUCGCUCAGGGCCUGGGGGACAUCAUCGAGAUGACCAACGCCAUGACGGGCAUGAGUCCUUCCCCGUCGCUGUCAGCCUUGUCCAGCCGCGCCGGCUCCAUCGCCAGCCUGCAUGACCGCAUCAUGUUCAGCCCGGCCAACGAGGAGGCCAUCGAGCGCCUGAAGGAAACGGAGAAAAUAAUUGCAGAGCUCAACGAGACGUGGGAAGAGAAACUUCGCCGGACUGAAGCCAUACGAAUGGAAAGAGAGGCCCUGCUGGCAGAAAUGGGCGUGGCCAUGCGCGAGGAUGGCGGCACGGUCGGCGUCUUCUCCCCCAAGAAGACGCCUCAUCUGGUGAACCUGAACGAGGACCCUCUCAUGUCCGAGUGCUUGCUCUACUACAUCAAGGAUGGAAUAACCAGGGUGGGACGGGUGGAUGCCGCGAGCCGCCAGGACAUCGUCCUCAGCGGCCACUUCAUCAAGGACGAGCACUGCACUUUCACCAGCGCCACAGGACCCCAGGGAGAAAUAGCCGUCGUCCUGGAGCCCUGCGAAGAAGCAGAGACCUACGUCAACGGCAAGAGGGUGACGGAGGCCACAGUCCUUAAAUCAGGAAACCGCAUCAUCCUGGGCAAGAGCCACGUGUUCCGCUUCAACCACCCCGUGCAGGCGCGGGCCGAAAGGGAGAGGACCCCGUGCGCCGAGACCCCCGCGGAGCCCGUGGACUGGGCCUUUGCGCAAAGGGAGCUGCUGGAAAAGCAAGGCAUUGACAUGAAGCAGGAGAUGGAGCAGAGGCUCCAGGAGCUGGAGGAUCAAUAUCGCAAAGAGAGAGAGGAGGCCAACAACCUGCUAGAGCAGCAAAGACUGGAUUACGAGAGCAAGCUGGAGGCCCUUCAGAAGCAGGUGGAUCGUUAUUACCCAGAACCUCCCGAGGAAGAGGAGGAGCCCGAAGAGGAAGCUCAGUGGAGCGAGCGGGAACGAGAGCUGGCGGAGUGGAGCUUUCGCAGGUGGAGGUGCUACCAGUUCACCUCCCUGCGGGACCUCCUGUGGGGCAACGCCAUCUUCCUCAAGGAGGCCAACGCCAUCAGCGUGGAGCUCAAGAAGAAGGUUCAGUUCCAGUUCGUGCUGUUGACAGACACCCUUUACUCGCCUCUCCCACCCGACCUGUUGCCGCCCGAGGCCAGCAAGGAGUGCGAGAGGCGAAUUUUUCCGCAAACCAUCGUGGCUGUGGAGGUGCAGGACCAGAAGAAUGGAGCCACUCACUACUGGACGCUGGAAAAACUCAGGCAGAGACUGGACCUCAUGAGGGAGAUGUACGACCGCGCCGCCGAGGUUCCCCCUACCGCCGCCGUUGCUGCGACGACGGGUCUGAAUUCCACCGCAGACGACGGCGAAGGCGCCAUGACGGGCGGCGACCCGUUUUACGACCGCUUCCCGUGGUUCCGUCUGGUUGGCAGAAAUCCUCUUUUCAACACGUGCAUGAGCGAGCGCGUGAGCGACCCCACCCCGUCCCCCACCCUCUCCGCCUCCGAGACCACCGACUCCCCUCAGGAGCAGGAGGCUCGCGGCGGGGGCGAGGACGACGACUCUGAGGAGCUGGACGACGAUAUCUUUUUGGAUGAGCCCUGUGUGGAGCUGGCGGGAGAGGAGGAGGAUGAGGAGGAUGAGGAUGAGGAGCGCGAACUGUGCCGAGGCUCCAGCGAAGGCCAGGAUCCCUUUUACGACCGCUCGCCAUUAUUCAGUGUAGUGGGAAGAUCGUUUGUGUACCUGAGCAACCUGCUGUACCCCGUUCCCCUGGUGCACCGCGUGGCCAUCGUGGGCGAAAAGGGCGACGUCAAGGGCUUCCUGCGCGUGGCGGUGCAGGCCAUAUCGGCCGACGAGGAAGCGCCCGACUAUGGCUCGGGGGUGCGGCAGUCCGGCACUGCCAAAAUCUCCUUUGAGGAUCAACAGUAUGAAAAGUUCCAGUCAGAGUCUUGUCCGGCAGGCCUGUCCCGUACCGGAGUCUCCCAGGAGGAGCUUCGCAUUGUUGAGGGCGAGGGGCAGAGCGUUGAGAUGGGACCCUCGGCGGACGAAGUCAACAAUAACACAUCCGGCGGUAAUGAAGACGACGCGGCAGAGAAGUCGGGAGUGGACGACCAAGUGGACGUGACGGCCGAGCAUCUAAAGAUCGGGAACGUUUUCACCUUCCGGGUGACCGUGCUGCAAGCGUCCAGCAUCUCUGCAGAGUACGCCGACAUCUUCUGCCAGUUCAAUUUCAUCCACCGGCACGACGAGGCCUUCUCCACAGAACCCCUGAAGAACACGGGCCGCGGACCCCCGCUGGGCUUUUACCACGUGCAGAAUGUCGCCGUUGAAGUGACCAAAUCGUUCGUGGACUACAUCAGCACUCAGCCGAUCGUCUUUGAGGUGUUUGGACACUACCAGAAGCAAGCAUUUCUUCCUCUAUGUAAAGACGUCAUCAGUCCACUUCGGCCCUGCAGGAGGCAGUUCCCCCGAGUGAUGCCGCUGUCCAAACCAGUGCCCGCCACCAAGCUGACGGCGGUGGCGCGCCCGCAGGUGGGUCCCCGCCACUGCAAGUACGACCUGAUGGUUUUCUUCGAGAUCUGCGAGUUGGAGGCCAACGGAGACUACCUCCCUGCUGUGGUGGACCACAGAGGAGGAAUGCCUUGCCACGGCACGUUUCUCCUGCACCAGGGCCUCCAGCGGAGAAUCACCGUCACCAUCGUGCACGAGUCCGGCGGCGACGUCGAGUGGAGAGACGUGCGAGAGCUCGUUGUGGGACGACUUCGCAACACGCCCGAAUCUGACGAGAGCAUCCUGGACCCCAACAUUCUGUCCCUCAACAUCUUGUCGGCAGGCUACGUCAGGCCCUUACACGACGACAGACAGUUUCUUGAUUCGGACAUGCCUAGGACGUUCUACCGCUUGGAGGCGGCGUGGGACAGCUCCAUGCACAACUCCUUGCUCCUCAACCGAGUCACGCCCUGCGGCGAGAAGAUCUACAUGACGCUCUCGGCCUACUUGGAGCUGGAGAAAUGCACGCAGCCGGCAGUGGUGACCAAAGACGUCUGCAUGGUCUUCUACUCUCGCGACACCAAGCUGUCCGCCCCGCGUUCCAUACGCAACCUUUUCGGCACGGGGAGCCUCAGAGCGGCGGAUGGAAACCGCGUGACAGGUGUGUACGAGAUGAGCCUGUGCAACCUGGCCGACGCGGGGAGCCCGGGCAUGCAGCGGCGCCGGCGGAGAGUGUUGGACACGUCGGUGGCGUACGUCCGCGGCGAGGAGAACCUGGCCGGGUGGAGGCCUCGCAGCGACAGCCUCAUCUUGGAGCACCAGUGGGAGCUCGACAAGCUCAGCCUGCUCCAGGAAGUGGAGAAGACCAAACAUUUCUUGCUGCUGCGGGAGAAGCUGGGGUCUACCCUGCUGCUGGCGGGUCGGGGGGCUCAGCACCGGGCGGAGGACGAGCCCGAGGACCCCUCGGCGGGCGUCGCUGACCUCACCGCCGAGAGGCAGCGAGAGCUCGCCAUCAAGUGUCUGCGGCUACUCACUCACUCCUUCGACAGAGAGUACACUCACGUGUGCGUCAGCGCCAGUGAGAGCAAGAUCUCGGAGAUGUCCGUCACCACGCCGAGAGACUCGGCCUCCAUUUCAGCCCUCAACACCAUCACGCCCUCGUCCACCUGCCCUUCUCUGGUGGAGGGUCGCUAUGGCAACGCCGAUCUCAGACCUCCCGCUCCUCGCUCCCGAGCAGUCAGCCCGACUCCCGAAGUGCAGCCCGACGCCGACGCCAAGAAGUGCGCGGGCGCAGCCUCGGAAGUGAAACCUCGCAUACGUAGAUUUGUCCCCGACAUCCAGGAGAUCCGAGUCAGUCCCAUUGUGUCCAAGAAGGGUUACCUGCACUUCCUGGAGCCGCACACCAACGGCUGGGUGAAGCGCUACGUGGUGGUCCGCCGGCCGUACGUCUACAUCUACAACACGGAGCGCGACGCCGUGGAGCGCGCCAUCCUCAACCUGUCCUCGGCGCAGGUGGAGUACAGCGAGGACCAGCAGGCCAUGCUCAAGACCCCAAACACGUUUGCCGUGUGUACGGAACACCGCGGAAUAUUGCUUCAAGCCAUGAGUGACAAAGACAUGCACGACUGGCUGUACGCCUUCAAUCCUCUCCUGGCAGGGACUAUCAGAUCCAAGUUGUCUAGAAGACGGGUGGGACAGAUGAGGAUGUGAGGAAAAAGACUCCACAUGUACAUAGACCACCACCGCCGCCGCCGCCGCCGCCGCCAUCUUCCUUCUUGCACACGCUCGCGUUCCUGGACGCCAUCUCGUGUCCGGACUUUUCUAAUCAGUCCCGUAGUCCGACGCCAUUCCGUGUGUGGUGAUGUCAUGUAGUCGUGUCAGUGGCGCUUUCGGCCUUAUACAUAAAAUACAUAACGCGUGUGUGCGCGUGCGUGUGCGUGUGCGUGUGGACUUGUAAUGGGACAAACAGGAAGUAACAAAAUUGGAAUGAGGACGGCUGUCUUAAAUGACCACAAAAAAAAAAAAAAAAGUAAUGUUUGCAAAAGAAUUGGGACACUCAGAAGUAAAAAAGUUGGAAUUUGGAUAAAAGUAUUGAAAUAUGGAGUCUGCACAAAAGUAUUGGGACACUUCCAGGAAGUUCAAAAACUCGGCGGUUUGGACAAUAGUAUCGGGACACUAAUAGGGAAUGGAAAAAUUGAAGAAAAUGUCAAAUUUGGGCAAAUAUAUUGGGACACUCGGAUUGGGAUUUACUGUAUUUAUUUAUUUAUUUAUUUCAGUUGACCUUUUUGGACUUGGCUGGAAAAGGAAGGACCUUCUUUGAAUUCGCGAUUUAUGAUUUCAUUGACAGGUGUGUCCUAAUACUUUUGUCUCUCCAUAUGCGUACGGUAAAAAUGCGUUUAGUUGUUUUAAUUUAGCCGACAAACGUUCUCACACGCUGCCUCCACGUUGGCGCACGUGCACUCGCACGAAUACGACAGCGACGCCACGCUCCUCAUCACCUAUCACUUUUUAUUUAUGUAUUUAUUUCCGUCUGCACGCGUUUAUUUAUUGAGGGGGGAAAAAAAAAACGUUUACAUUAUAUUUGUAAAGUGGUGCAAUUUCUGCACGCGGCACUUUGGAAGGCGCUCCCUCCCAUGUUUUUUUUUUUUUUUUUAAUUCUUUUUUCAAAUAAUAAUAACACAACCACACUUUUACUUGAACGAAUCCCUUCCACCCCUUUAAGUUGUCAGGCCAGUAGAACGUAGUAUAAAAGUAUAUACAUAUAUAUAUAUAUAUAUAUAUAUAUCUACAGUAUAGAGUACUGUAUAUGUAUUAAUGUGCAUAUGGAUGACAUGUAGUGCCUCACGGUUGCUUUCGAUUGGACAACCUUCACGCUGCUAUGAAUCGUGCUUUUCAUCCCUACACCAUCAUCAUCGUCGUCGUCGUCAUCAUGUACACAAACUUUUAGUAUCAGUAAAAUCUCAAUCUGACAAUUUUGGAUUGACUAAUUUGUAGGAAAGUACGUCCUCAAAGCAGGAGAUUGAUUCAAAGAUUCAACCGUACAGCGAGUGGCUCGCUUCAGUUUCAUUUUUAUUUUAUGCCAUGAUUUCAUGUACUUAUUUGAGAACAUUUUACCCCGGUUGUACUUCGCCUUUUGUCGGAAAUCCCGAAACGGGAUCGGCGGUAUGGAAAAAUGCACGGAUUAAUUAAAAAAAAAAAAAACACGAGAAUUAAAAUUAAAUGAAUAAGUAAAAGCAGGAUCGGCUGUAUAGAAAAUGCACGGAUGAAUAAAAAAAUACAUUACAAUUUAAAUAAAAAUAAAUAAAAGCAAGUACGACGAGUAUAUUUGAAUUAAAUUAUAUUAAAAAAAAUGUAAUUAGGUGUUUUAUUACAAACAUUUCAUUUAAGUAGAGAUCUAAUGAGAAUUUUUGAAAUUAAAUGAAAUGUUUUGUAUUCAACAUUUCAAAAACAUUUUAAUGAGAAUCAGAUUUGAAAUGUCAAGACAAUUUUCUCGUGCAAUUUUUGGGAGCAAAUAUUUUUCCUCAAAUUCCAAUUCUUUCCGCAUUUCGCAUCCUCCUCAUUGGUGGUACAUAUUUAAAAUGAAAUGACAAAUAUGUAAAUGACACAUGUGCUAAUUCUGCACCCGAGAUGGUCAUUGAAGCAAAGUCUAAAUUAAAAUAAUUUUUCUGCACAUUUUAAAGCAGAUUUUUUUCCCCCUGAACAUUUCCAUUUUUAAUGGACUUCGGAGGUUCUUCUGUACUCGACUGAGCCCACCCCCAAAAUUUAAACUGAGAUAGCCAAGCCCCCCACGGCCCCAGUGAGGAUGAGCGGGACAGGAAAUAGAUGGAUGGAACAUAAGAUUUUUGUUUUAUUUUCUAAUUAUUAAUAUUAUUAGUUUACAUUUAAUCAAUUUUUCAAUUUCUUAGAUGAUGUGAGCAUGCCUCAGGUCAGCCAACAUGACGGCAUAACACAUAAAAAAAAAAAAAAUUACAUUCCAGCUCAUUGCUUCUCAAACUUUUUAUAGCAAGUACCAUCGAAAAUAAACAAUUUAUCAAAACAUAAAAAACAAGGAAGAGGUUUUACUCCUAAAAAGUAUCUGUAAUAUUAUUGGAAAUCUACUGCAACAAUAUGCAGUUUAAACAUAAACUGUGCCUCAAUAUAGGAAAAUAUUUUCAAAAAUGUCCUUAAAGAGUCAUAAACUUCAAUACAAAAGGAAGAAGUUAAUGUAUCAUGAACAAUUUAAAUCUGUAUGAAAAUAUAAAAAAAAAAAUUCAAAACUGUUCUUAAUGAUACAUAGAUCACCUCUUGCAUCAUGCAUGUAAACGUUAGGUACAACUGCGCUGUACUUGAUUAAAAAAAAAAAAAAAAAGUACACGCGCCCCCACCCCACUUUGUGAC